Molecule: messenger RNA, 1632 nt
Organism: Alternaria triticimaculans
Lineage: Eukaryota; Fungi; Ascomycota; Dothideomycetes; Pleosporales; Pleosporaceae
Exons: 1
Coding region: 1-1632 (543 amino acids)
Biological process (GO): dolichol-linked oligosaccharide biosynthetic process; glycolipid translocation
Cellular component (GO): endoplasmic reticulum membrane
Source: RefSeq, a predicted model, not a curated record
AUGUCGAAUUCAAUACUUUCCGCUUCCGCGAAGGGAGCCACCUUUCUCAUCCUCCUGCAGGUGGCUUCGCGGGCGCUGACGUUUGCUGUCAAUCAGGUUCUGUUGAGGUUCCUAUCACCAGAGCUACUGGGCGUGUCGGCGCAGCUGGAGCUGUUUUCCAUCUCUGUGUUGUAUUUUGCCCGCGAGAGUCUGCGUGUGGCGCUGCAGCGUCAGGCUCAUAGGACGCAGGCUGUCGUCAACCUUUCGUAUCUCGCUGUCUUUUUCGGCACGCCUCUGGCCUAUCUUCUCGCGCUACUAUGGAUGCGUUCCGAUACGCCAAACGUUCCGUACUUCAUGGAGGCCCUGGUUGUGUAUUGCCUGGCUACUUUCUUGGAACUGCUGAGCGAGCCGGCGUUUUCUGCUGUGCAGCAGAAGCUACUUUACAAGGUUCGAGCGUCGGCUGAGAGUUCAGCUACUUUGCUGCGCUGCGUUGGUACAUGUGGCUCAGCUAUCUUGGCUAGUCGAGCUGGCUUGGACAUUGGGGUCUUGCCAUUCGCUAUCGGGCAGCUGGCGUAUGCAUUGGCUUUGCUUGUUGUGUAUUCGUACAAAACGUGGCCUGUUGCAAAGACUGAUGGCUUCUCGCUGUUCCCGGAAAGAGUACAAUCCACUCAGGAAAACCCGACAUUGAUGAAUUACUUCUCAGCUCCUCUGCUGCGACUGACUGCAUCUCUUAGUCUGCAGUCAGCGCUGAAGUAUGUUCUCACCCAGGGAGACUCUCUUCUCAUUACAACGCUGGCAUCUCUCGCAGAUCAAGGCGCCUAUGCGCUCGCUUCAAACUAUGGAGGCCUCAUUGCACGCAUGCUUUUCCAACCCAUUGAAGAAAGUAGUCGCAACAUGUUCGCCAAACUAUGCGCAAACGUAGAGACGUCAGCAACGGAGAAGAAGGAUCUAAAGAAGUCGGACGAACAAAAGCAAGACCUUGCUCAAGCUUCUAGGGUAUUGAGUACCAUACUUCGACUCUAUGGAAUUAUCUCCUUGUUCGCGGUUACACUAGGACCUGUACUAGCUCCAGUGCUUCUCUCCAUCGUCGCUGGGAAAAAGUGGUCUGCAACCUCUGCUUCGCAGGUACUCUCCACUUAUUGCUACUACAUACCCUUUCUCGCUAUCAACGGAGUCACGGAGGCUUUUGUAGCCGCAGUGGCAACCAACAAAGAGCUAUACGCACAGUCCAUUUCUAUGGGCAUCUUCUUUGCGCUCUUCGCGGGUAGUGCUUGGUUCUUCAUCGGGCAGCUCGAGAUGGGAGGCAAUGGCGUGGUUCUCGCAAACACGGUCAACAUGGGCUUGCGCAUCGUCUGGAAUACCUGGUUCAUUAGGCGGUUCUUCGCGAAGAACGGCUCCGAGUUCAAUGUACUCGAGACAUUGCCCUCACUUGCUGCCGUGGCACCGGCGGCUGUUAUACCUACCCUGAUGCGAACGAAACCUGCAAUCAGCUUUCUUGGACGGCUUGGGGUGCUUGGGGAGCUGAUCAGUAUGGGUGCAGUGGGUGGUGUUUACGUCUUGCACGUUCUUUUCUUCGAACGGCAGUUUCUCGUCGACUGCUAUCGCAUGCUUCGACCGUCGCGGUCUGCUCAGCCACCCACGAAGUCGACUUGA